AACUAGAAGAACAGACUCGAAAAGCCCUGGAACUGGAUCAGGAACGAAAGAGAGCAAAAGAGGAAGCAGAACGUCUGGAAAAGGAGCGUCGGGCUGCUGAGGAGGCCAAGUCUGCAAUAGCGAAACAAGCUGCUGACCAAAUGAAGAACCAGGAGCAGUUAGCAGCAGAACUUGCUGAAUUCACUGCCAAGAUUGCACUUCUGGAAGAAGCCAAGAAGAAAAAGGAAGAGGAAGCUACUGAGUGGCAACACAAAGCUUUUGCAGCCCAGGAAGACUUAGAAAAGACCAAAGAAGAAUUAAAAACUGUGAUGUCUGCCCCGCCUCCACCUCCACCCCCACCAGUUAUCCCUCCCACAGAAAAUGAACACGACGAGCACGAUGAGAACACUGCUGAGGCCAGUGCUGAGUUAUCGAAUGAAGGGGUGAUGAACCAUAGAAGUGAGGAAGAACGCGUAACAGAAACACAAAAGAACGAGCGUGUGAAGAAGCAACUUCAGGCAUUAAGUUCAGAAUUAGCCCAAGCCAGAGAUGAAACCAAGAAAACACAAAAUGACGUUCUUCAUGCUGAGAAUGUUAAAGCAGGCCGUGAUAAGUACAAGACUCUUCGACAGAUUCGACAAGGCAAUACAAAGCAGCGUAUUGAUGAGUUUGAAGCAAUGUGAGAGCUGUUACUUUGCAUACAUGUUCUUCAUAAGCUGAACCACCAACAGAGAAAAGCAGGCCUUUGAGAUGUGAUGGAAUGCAUCGCACCUUGCCAAAGCACUUAUCCCAGUUUGACUGUGGUGGCUAAAAGGAAUUGAAGGGGAGCUCUUCAACAUUAAGGCAGUGUGAUGUCAUACUUGGUUUUCUUUUUCUUUGGGCCAGGAAAUAGAGAAUGUUGCUCCAUCCCCUCCUUCCGCAUUUUCCAUUUUCAUUUUUUUUUCUGUUGAAGAUGAAUACUAACGAUCAUGUCUGACAAAUGUGUGUGUGCGUAUUGAGCACUUUUUACAUCUCAAGGGACAAUGGUGAGCAUUUCAGUGAGGGUUGUGAUAGAGAACUCUGUCCUCCCUUGCCUUUUCCAUGUCGAACCUACAUAUACUUCCACACCCUUUCUCAUGUCCUGCCAUGCGAAUAGUCACAGCUCUGCUGUCAUACAGGUAACUGGCAGUGUUUAAAAAUGAUGGUAGAUGGCAGGGUAGACAGAGGUCUUCCAUCAUUGGGUAGAAGAUGACUAUGCUGGUGGUUAAUUUUUUUUAAAUCCCAAUUUAAUUACAUUAUUGGAAUAUGCUAUUUGUUUACUUUAAUUACAGCCAUCUUGACAUCUGAAGUGAUUGGUGUUUCAUCUCUUGUAAUCCUUUGGUGGUUUUUUUGCCUGCCACUUCACAGAGGUAUAGACAGCAGGUAGUAGUUUGUAGGAGAGUUUAUUAAUGAAACACUGCCUGAAAGAUUUGAAAAGUCUUGUUCUUUCAUAGGUUGAUUUGGAAAAAUAGAUGUCUAAUAAAAGAAAAUAUACAUUUGUUGGUAAUUUAUUUUAAUCAUUAAACAAGUAAACUUGGACCUUUCUGGAAGGGCAGCAUAUGAAAAUGUCAGUCCCAAGAAGGGGACAGUAAUACUACCUCACUACUACAUCUGCGAUGACUGGUUGUUGAAACACAAUGGUGUGUGUAAGCUGUAUGUUUUUAUUGUACACAGACAGCCUAAAUCCUGAAGGAAUACUUUUGAGAUUUCAAUUUCCUUCACAAUACCUGAGUGCUAAUUUUUUAACUGCCUUUUUGUUGAAUUGUUGGGCUCUGAUUUGUAUUAAAAUUCUAAGUUCUCACUGGUAUACUAUUUUUCUGGAGGGGUGUUACAUGUCUGAGGAAGUGUAUGUGUGUCUCUCUGUGUGUGAGAGAAAGAGAUGUUACCUUUGUAGCAUAUGAAGAAUGUACCUUCAUUUCUUAAUAUAAUAGUUGCUUAAUUAUUUUAGCGUAUUUGGUUUCUUAAUCACUGUGUAUAUUUUUUCCAAUCUCUAACUAAAAAACUUAAAUUUGGUUUGUUAAUCCUGUUUUAGAAAUUAUAAUUUUAGGUUUUAUUUCAGUGUCUUCUUGAAGAAAUCUUUCCCAUUAGAAAGAUGUUCUAACAUUUUCUUUAUUGUGAAUCAACUGCAUUUGAAGAUAUGGAAAGCCUUGUUUUCUCUGUGUGGUUCAGCUACUUUCCAUUCAAUAUUAUGCACUCAAAAUUACAUUUAUCUAUUAAAAUUGCCAUUUUAUUAAACAUUUUUCAUGCACAGUAGAUACAAGUUGUGUCUCAGAAUAUCUCGUGCUUUUUUGAUUUCGCUGACUUUAAAAGGAUUAAUCUGGGCACACAUUAUGGAAAGGAAAGGUUUUGUUUAAUAUAUUUUUUUGGACUCUGUAGGACAGAAGAUAACUGGUUAAUCUUGAAAUGACUGUUGUAUGGUCAUUGUGCACAAGCUUCAAAAUCCUAUGGAAGAGAGUGUUUCUGCUUGCAGAACAUCAGAUGGUUCAUGCUUUGAAACAUAAAUGUGUACUUUUCUGAAGCAUUAAAGCUGCUGUCAUAAUUGGUAAAAACCUGGACUUCCAUUAUAUUUUCGUAAAUUUUCCUCAUUUUGACUUGUGCACACUACCAUUGCUACAUCAGCUUGUGACAGUGUUGAAAAAUUACCAGUUAUAUUUGCUAUUAAUAAUCCAUUUGUAGAUUAGGAUUAAAAUGGAUUUAAUCCAUUUUUGAAGCCGUGUGAGUUUUUCUAAACAGGACCAGCCAUUUGCAAUAUGGGUUCUCGUAGCGAUUAAAUCAAUUAAACUUAUCAUUAGCAUUUGGGAGCACAUGUUCAUAUAGCAAUGUAAAAACACACUAAUGAGUAUUUGACGAAUUCCAAUAGGCUCUUACCUUUAGCAGAAUUUUGUGUUGUACAAUUAAGUUACAAUUACAUCUCUUAAUUUUGGAUAAUAUUCAUUGGUUAACAAUAAAGUGACAAAAGCUCAUGCCU
This is a messenger RNA of Castor canadensis (American beaver), 2965 nucleotides long. Lineage: Eukaryota; Metazoa; Chordata; Mammalia; Rodentia; Castoridae. The record is from RefSeq and is a predicted model, not a curated record.